AUGUUGAACUGGCUGACGCUACCGGUUUUUUGGGACUCCGAGCUGGAUGAGUUCGGAGGUCCUACUCCUGAUGCUGUACUCAAGUGUUUGCAGUUGGCAGGAAUAGAAGGAGGGGGGCAGAAGGCAGUAACAGGGCUUGGAUGGAUCCUGCUUACUGUGCUCUGCGAGGUUUGGGAACAAUUGGAGGCCACUCAAGGGAGGGUGCGCCAGCAAAUGGAGGAGAUGGCUGUUUCGAAGGAUCAGCAGGCUCUUCUAAGGGAAGCGCUGGAAAGAGCCAGAGGAAGAGGGGAUGUAGCAGAAGGGCGGGCCACUACUAUGGCCAUUCGGUUUGCUAAGUUAAAACAUUGCCAGCAGGCGAGGAAAGGGAUUAUCCCCAGCCCAUAUAAAGUACGGGCUUUGGUUGCCUCUAGGGAUUGGAACCCUGAGACUUGGGAUGGGGAUAACUGGGAUUCAGGUGAUGAUGAGUGUGAAUGGACUGAGGAUGAGGAAGGGGAUGAAAGCACAUGGGUGGCUGCAGCACGGCCGCUGAUUACUAAUAAGAGCAAAGGGCCACCUGGUAACCCACAGGCUACUCAAACAACUAGGAUUGUUAGAGAUUGCACGCAGCAGGAGUUAGCUGACGUAGCAAGAAAUAACAGGCAGAAUCCAGGGGAAAGACUGAGUCAAUGGUUGGUGAGACUGUGGGACCAAGGAGCUAGCAGUAUUUACUUCACUGCAGGUGAAUUAAUUAAAUUGGGCACAUUGACCAGGGAUACAAUGAUUAACCAAUACCUACGUACCCCUAACCCUGGUGCCGCUGCAUCUCUGUUUGAGUGGGUUGCGCAUGCAGUCCGGACUAGAUACCCUGCCAUAAUGGACUGGGAGGAACAAAUGCCCCUAUGGCAUACAAUCGAUGAAGCAGUAGAGCAGUUGCGAGGGAUGGCUAUGCAGACUGGACUUUACUUGCAAGGGUUUGUAAGGCCUGAUGUUCAGUGUUUUACUGCAGAAAUGAGAGCACGUGUAAUGAAGGGCGCCCCUCCCCACAUGCGAGGUCCCCUGUUAGCAUUGCUUGGACCUGCACAGGGGAUAGCAGUGGGGGAGGUGGUUGUGUUGUUAAGUCAACUAGGAGAGGUCCACAGAGAGAAUGUUGCCAAACCCCGGACACGUGCGGCAAGGGAGGGGGAGAAGUUUCAGGAAGUCAAGUCUAGGCAAGCCAAGAAGCCGGCUGAUAAGGUGACACGGAGGCAAAUGUUUAUGGAGCUUCUCAAGGCAGGAGUGCCUAAAGUGGACAUUGACGGUAUGGCCACAGCUGAAAUAUAA
Messenger RNA from Lacerta agilis (Sand lizard), 1299 nucleotides. RefSeq names its product Friend virus susceptibility protein 1-like. The record is from RefSeq and is a predicted model, not a curated record. The transcript has a single exon. Bases 1 to 1299 code for a protein of 432 amino acids. Lineage: Eukaryota; Metazoa; Chordata; Lepidosauria; Squamata; Lacertidae.